This is a messenger RNA of Rhagoletis pomonella (apple maggot), 468 nucleotides long. RefSeq names its product probable insulin-like peptide 3. Gene Ontology annotation, cellular component: extracellular region. Gene Ontology annotation, molecular function: hormone activity. The coding region runs from base 63 to 449 and encodes 128 amino acids. The transcript is spliced from 2 exons. The record is from RefSeq and is a predicted model, not a curated record. NCBI's taxonomy places the organism in Eukaryota, Metazoa, Arthropoda, Insecta, Diptera, Tephritidae.
CUAAGAUUAAUUUGCGUUACAAAAUAAUUGAGAAUAUACAUACAUACGAAAUAAUCUAACAAAUGAUGCCGCUAAGUUUGUUUAAAAUCUGCGCUUUGUUGCUUGUUUUAGUAGCAAGUUUGCAACAAAUAACUGCUCGACGAACCGUAUGUGGCCCCGCUUUGGAUGCGGUACUCAGCACACUUUGUGUGCAUGGAUUCAAUACGAAAUUUAAAAAAUCUCUAGAGUGGGAUGAACAUGGCGCCAAUGAGCUGAUAGAGGAGUUGCCAUUUCCCUAUGCGAAUUCACCUUUCUUAGGAAAGAUUCAUGGCGGCCAAGUUGACACGCUAGCCAAGACACGUCGUCGCCGUCAAGGAGUGUACGAUGAAUGUUGCAACAAAGGAUGCACCUACAUCGAGAUUUUAUCCUAUUGCAAUCAGUAUGAAAAUCUAAGAGGCGAUGAUUGGUAAAGUUCUCGUAGCUCGGUAA